GCGGAGACUUUGAUUGGUUCGGAGGCGUUUUGUGGGCUGGCCUAUAGUUUCGGUUAGCUGGGUGAGCGUGAAACCGCGUGAGAAAGUUGCCAUUGAGGUAAAGCAGAGCAAGACCGUGAACAGUUCCCGCCGCUGUGGGAGUUGUUGUUAUCAAAAUCAACGAUAUAUUUCCUCGUUUUUUAUUUUUUGUCUUAAAAACGAGAAAUCUAUUUUGGAGGCAAGGCUUGCUUCCACACUGAUCGAGGAAGUAAAUAUUUCUGUAUUUGUUGACCGUUCAACCGCCAGCCAGCGACUGCGGCGAGUCAAGUGGGAACUCUUCUCUGCAAUUAACUUGUGUGGAUUUGUUUCUGAUGCUCUGACUGAGCGCCGGCAGUUUGCGGCUGUCUGUUGAGGAUCUACGGGGUUGAUUUUAUCUUGUUUGUUUGUUUGGUCGGCCCUCCGUACUCGGAAUACAUCAGUUCGCACACAAAACAAACGCCGGAGUGGCGAAGGUGGCUCCAGCCCUAUUUUUUUUUUUCAUUUCUCACCUGGCUCUCCUGCCCUUCUCUUCCCUCCCCCUUCAGCUGCUUUCAACUAAUGAGCCGUUUCCCGUGUUUUUCCGGUUGAUUUACGGUCGCGCUGCCUGUGGAGCGGAGGACAGACGACCGAGAGACAGGGAGAAGCGGAAAUUCACGUUAAACGGUCGGUGAACCCAGACGAAGCGGACAAGCGGUGCUUUUUUGUAAUUAACGACCGGGGGUCCUAAUAACAACGGCGGAUGGAUUCCUCUCCGUGAUUGGGAGCUUCCCACAACCUUACUUUUCAUCCCCAUUUGAUCCCACUUUGACGGGGUUUUAAGAAAGAAACGGUUUCAUCCUCCCGGAGAUAACAAUGUUUCCCCAGGGGCGACACCCGCCGCCCCACCAGGCUCCAGGCCAGCCCUUCAAGUUCACCAUCCCAGAGUCACUGGACCGCAUCAAGGAGGAGUUUCAGUUUCUUCAGGCACAGUACCACAGUCUCAAACUGGAGUGUGAGAAGCUGGCCAGUGAAAAAACAGAGAUGCAGAGGCACUACGUCAUGUACUAUGAGAUGUCGUAUGGCCUCAACAUUGAAAUGCACAAACAGACUGAGAUUGCCAAGAGACUAAACACCAUCUGUGCACAAGUCAUUCCCUUCCUCUCACAGGAGCAUCAGCAGCAGGUGGUUCAGGCUGUGGAGCGAGCCAAACAGGUGACCAUGGCAGAGCUCAAUGCUGUCAUCGGGGUACGUGGACUGCCCGGUCUUCCACCUACACAGCAGCACUUGUCCCAUAACCAUGGUGGUGCUCCUGUGCCCCUCACUCCUCACCCUGCAGGCCUCCAUCCUUCUCAGCUGGGUGGUUCAGCUAGUCUUCUGGCUCUGUCAGGAGCACUCGGAGCUGUUCCUCCUCAUCUGGCAGGAAAAGAGAGUGGUGAGAAAAAACCUCACAUGUCUGGACAAGACUCUCACCCUGCAGGACCUGAACACCUGAGAGAGCGAGAGCCCAGCACAAGUAACUCAUUGCUGCCAGAAAGUCUUAGGAAUUCAGAUAAGCGACGCAACGGACCUGACUUCUCAAAUGACACCAAAAAGCGAAAGGUGGAUGACAAGGACUCAAGUCACUAUGAUAGUGACGCAGAGAAAAGUGAUGACAAUUUGGUGGUGGAUGUCUCAAAUGAGGAUCCAGCCUCCCCUCGUGGCACACCUCUUCCUUCUCCUAGAGAAAAUGGUUUGGAUAAAGCGCGUCUUCUCAAGAAAGACCCCUGUAGUCCAGCCUCUACUGCAUCAUCAGCCAGCUCCUCCUCCUUAAAGUCUAAAGAGAUGGCAAUGCGAGAUAAGGCAGGUACACCUGGGCUGAAGUCAAGCACACCCACGCCUAGAGGUGACUCCACCCCCGGGCCCAGCUCCACACCUGGAAUCCGACCAAAUCUUUCAAAACCCCCCUCAAUGGAAAUACAACAUCCACCUACUGCAGGUUUGCGAACUCCCCUGGCUGUACCAGGUCCAUAUCCAGGUGCAUUUGGCAUGUUGCCCCACACAGCAGGAAUGAACGGGGAGCUAGCUGGUGCAGCUGGAGCUGCAGCCUAUGCUGCUGGGCUGCACAACAUGUCACCUCAGAUGAGUGCUGCAGCGGCAGCUGCAGUGGCCGCAUACGGGCGGUCACCAAUGGUUGGUUUUGAUCCUCAUCCUCACAUGCGAGUUCCUGGAAUGCCUCCUAGUCUGACAGGAAUCCCUGGUGGCAAACCUGCUUAUUCAUUUCAUGUCGCGGCCGACGGACAGAUGCAGCCAGUUCCAUUUCCUCCAGAUGCUUUGGUGGGGCCUGGGAUCCCUCGCCAUGCCCGUCAGAUCAACACACUGAACCACGGAGAGGUGGUGUGUGCCGUUACCAUCAGUAACCCCACCCGACAUGUGUACACAGGAGGAAAGGGCUGUGUCAAGGUGUGGGACAUUAGUCACCCAGGAAACAAGAGUCCUGUGUCCCAGCUAGACUGUCUGAACCGAGACAACUACAUCCGGUCUUGCCGUCUUCUCCCUGAUGGUCGGACGCUUAUUGUGGGAGGCGAGGCAAGCACGUUGUCAAUCUGGGAUUUGGCCACGCCUACUCCCAGGAUUAAAGCAGAGUUAACAUCAUCAGCACCAGCAUGCUACGCUCUGGCAAUUAGCCCUGACUCCAAAGUUUGCUUUUCUUGCUGCAGCGAUGGAAACAUCGCAGUCUGGGACUUGCACAACCAGACACUCGUUAGGCAGUUCCAGGGCCACACAGAUGGAGCCAGCUGUAUCGACAUCUCCAAUGAUGGCACCAAGCUGUGGACCGGAGGCUUGGAUAACACAGUCCGCUCCUGGGAUCUGAGGGAGGGACGGCAGCUGCAGCAGCAUGACUUUACAUCACAGAUCUUCUCGCUCGGCUACUGUCCGACAGGAGAAUGGCUCGCUGUUGGAAUGGAGAGUAGCAACGUUGAGGUCCUUCAUGUAACCAAACCGGAUAAAUACCAGCUUCAUCUACAUGAGAGCUGUGUGCUCUCCCUGCAGUUUGCCUACUGUGGCAAAUGGUUUGUGAGCACAGGAAAGGACAACUUACUGAAUGCAUGGAGGACACCUUAUGGGGCGAGCAUAUUCCAGUCUAAAGAAUCAUCCUCGGUACUAAGCUGUGACAUAUCUGUGGAUGACAAGUACAUUGUUACUGGUUCAGGGGACAAGAAGGCCACUGUUUAUGAGGUCAUCUACUAAAUAUAUGGAAAGAAAGCUGGGACAUUUCUUCUUUUUCCAAUAUGCUCUGUGUUUCUAGAAACACACCACAGAUAAGGUGGACCUUGAUGGCACAUUCUUUAUUCUGUUAGAAACCUUCAGAGAAACACAUUAAGGAGACCCAUGUUGUAUAUGCACUGAUCUGUUGUGCCUGUGUACAUGACUCCAACUCAGCUGGGAAUAAACUGGAGCAAGUGGAUGAUAAUGGAAGCACAGGAAAUAUUCAGAUAUCUGCUUACUGCUGGGGGCUAACCUGGGAUCAUUUACACGAAUCAGAGAAGGACCAAAGGGGACUCUGAAUCGAGCACUUCAGACAACACUGCUGAACAUCAGAUAUUGAAACACACUAAAUGUCAGCACAACUGCAUUUGGACAACCUCUCAGGCCUGCGGGGUGACUGUGUAAAAAAAAAAAAAAAAAAAAAAA
Messenger RNA from Pundamilia nyererei, 3669 nucleotides. Its product is annotated as TLE family member 1, transcriptional corepressor. NCBI's taxonomy places the organism in Eukaryota, Metazoa, Chordata, Actinopteri, Cichliformes, Cichlidae. Gene Ontology annotation, biological process: negative regulation of canonical Wnt signaling pathway; regulation of DNA-templated transcription. The coding region runs from base 871 to 3225 and encodes 784 amino acids. The transcript has 20 exons. Gene Ontology annotation, cellular component: nucleus; transcription regulator complex. The record is from RefSeq and is a predicted model, not a curated record. Gene Ontology annotation, molecular function: protein binding; transcription corepressor activity.